Molecule: messenger RNA, 961 nt
Organism: Phlebotomus argentipes
Lineage: Eukaryota; Metazoa; Arthropoda; Insecta; Diptera; Psychodidae
Exons: 2
Coding region: 100-951 (283 amino acids)
Source: RefSeq, a predicted model, not a curated record
UGGCCAUAGCGCCAUCUGGCAUGCGUUUAGUUUGACAGUGCGAAUUGUGCGAAUUUCACGUGGUUUUGUUUAUCCUGUGCUUUUCUCCGAAUUUUCAGGAUGUCACUGCGAGAUCUCUUCCAGGAGAUCAAGGAGGAGCGAUGUCAAGAGGUGUUUCUGCCCAAAACAAACAGCGUCAUUUUAAAGGACAUUCCAGAGGGAAAUUUGGAUCUUCAGGUUGUUUUUCCGGAUGCUGUGGACUUUGUACUUCAAGCCAAGCAUAAAGGCAUUACAGCGGUGGUGACUUUCAAGACGCCCGAUGAGGCAGCCGAGGUGGUAAAGAAGAAGGUGAACAUCUGUGGCCGGGAGAUCUUGCCAAGACUGCUUGUGGACACUUCUGGGAAGACAGUGAAGCCUCAGAAGCAGAGCAAAGUUGCAAAGAAGAAGGAGGAGGAGGAGGAGAAGAAGAAGAAGACAAAAGUGCCCAUUGUCUUUGAGAAAGUCGAUGCGGACGGAGAAAUCGGGAAGAAGAUCCACUUGUGGAAGCUGACGAAGAACAUAAAACUUCAGGUGAAGCGGAACUGGGAGACUAUCAAGAAGGAGGGAAAGUGUGAGGUGAAAGUGGAGAGGAAGGUGCUGUUCAACAAGGAGAUCUCAUUCAUGCGGAGUCUGAUGAAAUUCCUGGAGAAUCACAAGAAGAACAGCCUGCAAGAGAGCAAUAAUCAGUUCCCCAAUCUGGAUGUGGUGCAGAAGGAUGAACUGCUGUGGCGUCUGAGGCAGGACUUGGUGAGCUGCGUUCAGACACAGCUUGGUGUCAUUCAAUCGGCAAAGAUGCGAGACGGAGACAACAAGACAGAGGCGAAGUUCGCGAAAGAGAUCCACUUCCUAAUGCAAUUCCGUGAUAUUCUGUCGACGAAAAUCAGCCGGAAGCGGGUGAAGAAGGUCAGGAGGGAGACAAAAGGCCCAAAAUAGACUCAACGGA